GUUUGCAAUCAAUUGUUUAGAGAUUUCAUUGAAGUUGUGUACAAAUCUGUGAAAAGCAAACAAAAUUCUUGUGAAUAUUGUUGUGUAAGAUUAUUGCAGAAAAGUACCAUGCUCAUUGGUUAAGUGAGGUAUAGGGUGACAGUGAAUCUUUGAGAUUGUGAUCAAAUUGACGACCAAUUGAUCGACAAAUGUCUCGCUUUUUGUCACUUCCGAUGAGAAUAAGCCAUGUGUGGCAAAUAUAUAUCACAUGUGAAUGCAAUGAGUGGUCAUCGCGUGUCUGGGAAUCUAUUGAGUCAUAGAGUGGAUGAGUUGAGUGAUGCGGUGAUGGCCAAGAGGUGUGUCAUAUACUGCAGUCACUCAAAGGGUCGCUUCAAGACAAACCGUGCGGUUGUGCAGCGCUUCUACCGUCUUAAUUGGGGCGCUUGGAUCAGACCCCGGGCCGGGAGGGCCAAACACUUGUGGUCCAAACCAUACCACAUCAAGUGGUGGGCUAAACAGCAUGUCUUCUGCACGGAUGAGCACAACAAAGUGUUGGACCAAAUGGUCGGCGCUUAUUACAAGAGGCCGACUUAUUUCGUAGACGACCCGUACGAGCCCUAUCAGAAACGACACGACUUUCCAUACGUACCCCUCGGCAAGAACUCUGUGACAACCAGUUAUAUAAACACAUUAUAUGAAUAUAAGUCCAAACGUUAAUCCAUUCAUAUAUUUACUGUAUAUCCAAACACUUGUGCUUAUUAUAGACAUUGAUAUCAUUUGUCACUACUUCUCGC
Messenger RNA from Oppiella nova, 773 nucleotides. The record is from the annotation of a GenBank genome assembly. NCBI's taxonomy places the organism in Eukaryota, Metazoa, Arthropoda, Arachnida, Sarcoptiformes, Oppiidae.